Messenger RNA from Moneuplotes crassus, 917 nucleotides. NCBI's taxonomy places the organism in Eukaryota, Ciliophora, Spirotrichea, Euplotida, Euplotidae. The record is from the annotation of a GenBank genome assembly.
AUGGGAAAUGAUGGCGGCAGCAUCCCUCAUAGAGAGGACAUGAUCAGAGAGAAGCCCAAGGAGGUCAAGACUGAUCAAGCUCUUUAUGCGUAUAAUAAGGCACAUAUGUGCACUCUUUCAAUACAGAAGUUACAAAAACCUAUUGUUUCGGAUAGAGCUGGUAAUUUGUUCAACAAAGAAGCUAUACUAGAAGCCCUAGUUAAUAAAAAUGUCCCCAGAGCUUACUGCUACAUCAGGAAGAUGAAGGAUGUCAAGACCCUUAAUGUUCAGAUGAGAGACCCCAAGAACGACCGUGUCGAACCAGAAGGUGAAGGAGCAAACUUAAUGGUCUGCCCUAUCUCUGGAACAGAAUUUGAUGGCUACAAGAAGUUCAUCCUACUCUGGCCAUGUGGCUGCUACUUAUCCAACAAGGUCUUUGAGAACAUGAAUGUUGGAAAUAAGUGCCCUAACUGUGAUAAGAAGUUUAAAGAGAAGGAUAAAAUUCAGCUCUCUCCUGGUCCUAAAGUCAGUGAAGAAGCCAGAAAGAAGCUAGUUGAAAAAUAUGUUCAAAAGAAAAGAGAAAGGAAGGAAAUCAGCAAAGAGCAAGAAGAUACGCCUGCUGGAAAUAUCCUUGGAUUAGACAAGGACAAAUCUUCCACUAAGGAGGAGAAGAAAUCGAAUAAACUUCAAAAGACUGAAGAUGCCGAAGAAUUCUUACUAAAAGAAUCUGAAGAAGCUUGGAAAAGAAAGAAAAAGCUUAAUGAAAGCAAACUUGUUGACAAGAAAAAGCUCUCUGAAAUUGUGAAUCAGAAAUUUGACAAAGACUCUACCUUCAAGUCUCUCUUCAAUGAUGAGCAUAAGGAGGUAAAGGACCAUGAUUAUCUAUGUAGGUCUGGUUAUGGAGUUUAAUUUCCAUAAAGUCUUCAAUCAUAUUUAAU